CCCCCCUCCAACUUCGUUUCUUCCGUCGUCGCAGCUUCGCCCCAAAGAACGAUGGCCAACGAUGACACCGAGCUCCGCCUGACGGACGGCGUGUCUGUGGAGGCGAUCAAGGCAUUCCUCGCAGACCUGAAGAAGAAGUUCCCCGACACGUACACUGAGAUGACGACGGAGGAUGCCUGCAAACAGCUUGUGGUGCCACGCACACAACAAGACAACUGCGCCUACGUCGAUCUCUUGCGCAAACAGUCGCCACAUGAACAUGUGGGCAAAGCCACUGUGUUUGUGUCGCACGCGUGGCGAUACAAGAUCGCAGACGUGUUGACCGUCUUGCUCGAGUUUGCAGAGGAGCAAAGAGCAAGGAAGGAAGACAGCCAGCCAGUGUUCUUCUGGUUUGACCUCUUCAUGAACAACCAAAACGCCAAUGUCACGGCCAACCUCCCACAAGAGUGGUGGAGCACGACGUUCAAGGAGUCGAUUGCCAACAUUGGGCGCGUGCUGCUGGUGCUCAUGCCGUGGCGUGACCCCGUGCCACUCACACGCGCGUGGUGCCUGUGGGAGAUCUUCUGCGGCAUCAGCAACGAGGGCACAGAGGUCAACAUCCGCCUGCCCAACAGCGAGGAGAAGGCGCUGGAAGAGGCCAUCCGCGACAACUACGAGGCAGUGACCGAUACCUUGGUGCGCGUGCAGGCAGAGCGGGCAGAGGCCUUCAACCCGCGCGACAAGGACAUGAUCUUCGAGGCCAUCCAGCACGGCGCUGGCUUUGCGGCUCUCAACCAGGCUGUGAAGGACCAGCUGCGCGAGUGGUGCCUGGAGAAGGCGGUGGCUGCAGCGGACGCCAUGCGGGCACGCGGUGACGAUGGGACAGAGACGUUUGCCACGUUGUGCCAUCAAGUCGGUCUCGUACUGGACGACUUUGGCGAGCACGACAAGGCCAUUGCCCACUACAAAACAGCCUUGGCGAUUCGGCUGCGCACUGAAGGGGGAAAAGGAGGGAACGUGGCUGCCCUGUACAACAACCUCGGCGGCGCCUACCACAGCAAGGGCGAGUACGAUAAGGCGAUUUCAUAUUAUGAGAAGGGCCUCGCGAUCAGGGUGGAGACGCUGGGCGAGAAGGACACCAGCACAGCUCAAACAUACAACAACCUCGGCAGUGCCUACCACAGCAAGGGCGACGAUGACAAGGCGAUUGCGUGCCACGAGAAGAGCCUCGAAAUCAAGGUCGCCUUACUAGGCGAGAAGCAUCAGAGCACGGCAGACACCUACAACAACCUCGGCCUUGCCUACGACAACAAGGGCGAAUACGACAAGGCGAUUUCAUAUUAUGAGAAGGACCUCGCCAUCACGAUGGAGACACUUGGGGAGAAGCACCCGAAAACAGCGGGUACUUACAACAACCUCGGCGAAGCAUACCGCCACAAGGGCGAGUAUGACAAAGCGAUUGAGCUGUAUGAGAAGGCCCUUGCCAUCAAGGUGGAGGCGCUGGGCGAACAACACUCGAGCACGGCGAGUACUUACGGCAACCUCGGCAUUGCCUUUAAGAGCAAAGGCGAGUAUGGCAAGGCCAUCCAGCAUUACAAGACGGCCCUCGGCAUCAAGUUGAAGACGCUUGGGGAGAAGCACCGGGGCACAGCAUCGUCUUACUUCAACAUUGCCCUGCUACACGACACCUGCGGCGAGAAGGAGCAGGCCUUAGCCUACAUGCAACAGGCGCUUGACAUUUUCACAGUCGCACUUGGGCCAGACCACCCCCACACACGCAUGGCGGAGCGUACCUUGCAGCGCAUUCGCAGUCGUGCUGAGAGCGGUCAAGAUUCAUCGCCUCAAAGUUCUCCUGUUCCCGCUUCUCGGACAAAUGACUCUGGUGGCUGCUGCAGUGUGCUCUAACGACAUGUUGGUAUUGUGUGUGCGCGCGCGUUUUCUUCCACGUUGUUCCUUUGUGCUUAUCUUCAUGCAUUGCUUUUGUGUACCCUUGUGGUUUUGUUCCGUGUGUGUUUGCGUUUCUUUUGCUUGCUUUGUGUUUGGUGCAUGCGUGCCUGGCCGUUAGACCCGUUAUUCCUGAUUACAGCGUCAUGCGA
Messenger RNA from Salpingoeca rosetta, 2075 nucleotides. Its product is annotated as tetratricopeptide TPR_2 repeat protein. Lineage: Eukaryota; Choanoflagellata; Craspedida; Salpingoecidae. The record is from RefSeq and is a predicted model, not a curated record. Gene Ontology annotation, cellular component: kinesin complex. The coding region runs from base 52 to 1884 and encodes 610 amino acids. The transcript has 2 exons. Gene Ontology annotation, molecular function: protein binding.